Molecule: messenger RNA, 1895 nt
Organism: Eremomyces bilateralis CBS 781.70
Lineage: Eukaryota; Fungi; Ascomycota; Dothideomycetes; Eremomycetales; Eremomycetaceae
Product: small subunit of carbamoyl phosphate synthase
Exons: 3
Coding region: 400-1815 (471 amino acids)
Biological process (GO): 'de novo' pyrimidine nucleobase biosynthetic process; L-arginine biosynthetic process; L-glutamine metabolic process
Cellular component (GO): carbamoyl-phosphate synthase complex; cytoplasm
Molecular function (GO): carbamoyl-phosphate synthase (glutamine-hydrolyzing) activity
Source: RefSeq, a predicted model, not a curated record
CCUCCUUCGACUUUUUCAUACUUUUGACUCUCCAUCUUAUCUCAACCCGGUCAAACUGGCCAUUAGAUUCCAAUAGUUGCGCUUAUGCGUGUCUCUCCGUCCGUCUUCACUUCUCAGGUAUGAUACGAUCCGUUCCCUAAAUUUCCCGCUGGAUGAGUCUCUUAUCUACGCUCUAUGAUCCUGACCCAUCCACUUUCAACAUCGCCUCAACCUUUCAAAUUUUUGCCAUUGACAACCCCUUUGCAUCGACUAUGGAGUAAUAGAAGGCUAAUUGAGUUUCUGUUAUAGGAUUACAUCUCGGAUCACCUGUGGAAGGCUUCAAAUAACUAAAAGACGAUAUAUCCUUCGUUGAACAAACCUAUACCCACACACAACACCCUCAUUAUCAUUAUCGACAUCAUGAUUUCGAAUAUCAUGAAGCCUUCCACGGUGCGACCCGUCAUGGCCGCUGGUGCCCGAGCAUUCCGUAUGCCAGCCCCAGUCCGAUUCAUGGCCACGGUCCAGGGCAACACGGAGCGAAAGAUGCCAGCAGUGAGGCCGAAAGGCACGCCGGCAUCGUUUGAACGAGCGACCUUCACCAUUAGGGAUGGGCCGAUCUUCGACGGCAAGUCGUUCGGUGCGAAGGCCAACAUCUCCGGUGAAGCGGUGUUCACCACCUCGCUCGUGGGAUACCCCGAAUCGAUGUCCGAUCCUUCAUACCGUGGACAGAUCCUCGUGUUCACCCAGCCGCUGAUCGGGAACUACGGCGUCCCCUCAUCGGUUCGCGAUGAGUAUGGCCUGCUCCGUCACUUCGAGUCGCCUAACAUUCAAGCCGCCGGCGUGGUGGUCGCGGACGUGGCGCUGAAGCAUAGCCAUUGGACGGCGGUAGAGGGACUCAGCGAGUGGUGUGCGCGCGAAGGCGUCCCCGCCAUUUCCGGCGUGGACACCCGCGCCAUUGUCACGUACCUCCGCGAGCAGGGGUCCUCCCUCGCCCGCAUCACCAUUGGAGAGGAGUACGACGCCGACGAGGACGAGGCCUUCAUCGACCCGGAAGCCAUCAACCUCGUCCGCCGCGUCAGCACCAAGGCGCCCUUCCACGUCAGCGCCCCCAGUGGCGACCUACAUGUCGCGCUGCUCGACUGCGGCGUCAAGGAGAACAUCCUCCGCAGCCUCGUCAGCCGCGGCGCUAGCGUUACCUGUUUCCCCUACGACUAUCCGAUCCACAAGGUCGCCCACCACUUCGACGGCGUCUUCAUCUCCAACGGCCCCGGCGAUCCCACCCACUGCCAGGAAACCGUCUACCAUCUCCGCAAGCUCAUGGACUCUUCCCAGAUCCCCAUCAUGGGCAUCUGCAUGGGCCACCAGCUCCUCGCCCUCGCCGCUGGCGGCAAGACCAUCAAGCUGAAAUACGGCAACCGCGCCCACAACAUCCCCGCCCUCGACCUCACCACCGGCCGCUGCCACAUCACCUCGCAGAACCACGGCUACGCCGUCGACAUGACCACCCUCCCAGCCGAGUGGAAGGAGUACUUCGUCAACCUCAACGACUCGAGCAACGAGGGGCUCAUCCACACCUCGCGACCCAUCUUCUCCGCGCAAUUCCACCCCGAGGCGAAGGGUGGCCCGCUCGACUCCGCAUAUCUGUUCGAUCAGUACGUCGAGAACGUGCGGAAAUAUAAGGAUGGUCAGGCGGUGUUCACACCGUUGCGGGAUAGUCGGCCCAGUCCGUUGUUGGUGGAUUUGUUGGCGAAGGAGCGCGUGGGCGUGCAUCCGAGUUUGCCGGAUGUGAAGGAGCAGGUGGUAGAGGAGGCACCGGCGGUCACGGCGACGGCGUGAGGGAUGUUAUCAGGUUGGGACGAUCAUUGGAGGCGUAUAACGAGAUAGUAGGCGUUUUGAGCUUUAAACUCGCUAGCGGA